Messenger RNA from Conger conger (European conger), 2711 nucleotides. Its product is annotated as ubiquilin-1-like. The record is from RefSeq and is a predicted model, not a curated record. Lineage: Eukaryota; Metazoa; Chordata; Actinopteri; Anguilliformes; Congridae. Gene Ontology annotation, molecular function: polyubiquitin modification-dependent protein binding. Gene Ontology annotation, cellular component: cytosol. Bases 291 to 1877 code for a protein of 528 amino acids. The transcript has 11 exons. Gene Ontology annotation, biological process: ubiquitin-dependent protein catabolic process.
UUGCCAUCUAGAAACAUCUGUAUCUAUAUCAAUUUUUAACUUGAACAUCAGCGGUACUGUUUCGACAAAAUGCUGCCAUUUAUUUGUCAACAUGUCUGAAGAAAAUACGGUAUUCGCAAACCGGGCAAUAGCUGCACAUCUCCUCAUUGCCAGUAGUGUCUUGCGCAAUUUUUCGGAAGCACAACUAAGGGGCUAGAUUCACAGACGUUUUAUUACAUUUUUAAUUUGAAAGUUUUUGUUUCGUCAGCGCUUGGACUGACAGAGAAGGCUUGUUAAUUAAGCGACCGGACAUGGCGGACGGUGGGGAGACACCGGAAUGCUCUGUCUACCCAAAAAUUAUUACAUUGACAGUGAAGACUCCGAAGGAAAAACAAGAGUUCGCAGUGGCAGAAAAUAGCACCAUCAAACAGUUUAAAGAGGUCAUCUCCAAGCGGUUCCGGACACAAAUGGAACCACUGGUUCUGAUCUUUGCUGGGAAGAUCCUGAAAGAUUCAGAUCUGCUGACUCAGCAUGGCAUCCAGGAUGGAGUGACUCUUCACUUGGUCAUCAAAACCCAGAGCAGAAGGUCCCAGGACCUUGCUGCCCCUCCCUCCAGCAGCAGCGUGGGCGUGUCCACAGAGCCUGGGAGCACUGCACCUCCUGCCCCCACCUCCUCUUCCAGCACCCCAUCAAGCCUGGGUGGCCUGGCUGGGUUGGGUCCGGGUUCGGGCAGUUUUUGGGAGCUGCAGAUGCAGAUGCAGAGACAGCUGGUGUCAAACCCUGAAAUGCUGGGACAGAUCAUGGGGAACCCGUUUGUGCAGAACAUGCUGACGGACCCGGACCUAAUGAGGCAGCUGAUCCUGGGGAACCCUCAGAUGCAGCAGCUCAUCCAACGCAACCCAGAGAUCAGCCACAUGCUCAACAACCCUGACAUCAUGAGACAGACAUUGGAGCUGGCACGGAACCCUGCCACCAUGCGGGAGGUGAUGCGGACUCCGGACCGGGCGCCUGGCAACCUGGACAGCGCCCGCCCCAGGAUGAACACUGACAGGGUGAUGAGCACCAGCCAGGAACAGGUUGGGGGGAACCCUUCCACCCCGCUGGAGAGUAGCAGUAGCAGCUCGGCUCCGCCCUCUAGCACAGAGAGCAGAGACCCUCUGCCUGACCUCAGGGCCCCGCCCACAUCCUCAACCACUCCCUCUGCCACACCCACGUCUGCCCCCACCUCAAGCUCUGCCCCGCCCAAUGUGGGAUCUAUCCUUGGAGGUAUGCUGAGCACCCCGGGGAUGCCAGCACUGUUGCAGCAGAUGGCAGAGAACCCGCAGCUGAUGCAGAGCAUGCUGUCUGCCCCGUACAUACAGAGCCUAAUGCACAGCCUGAGCCAGAACCCAGACCUGGCAGCACAGAUGAUGCUGAAUAAUCCACUGUUUGCGGGGAACCCUCAGCUGCAGCAGCAGAUGAGACUACAACUCCCAGUGUUCCUGCAGCAGAUGCAGAACCCGGAGAUACUGACUGCCAUGUUGAAUCCGCGCGCCAUGCAGGCGCUCAUGCAGAUCCAGCAGGGUCUCCAAACCCUCGCCAGCGAAGCUCCCGGGUUCAUCCCAGGGAUUGGAUUAGGAGAGCUGGCAGGAGGCAGCAGCAGUGCCCUGGUGCCGGGCCCCGCUCCCGCAGAGCCCCAGGCUGACUCCCAGGGGGACCAGCAGCAGUUUGUGCAGGACAUGCUCCAGGCACUCGCUGCCACAAACCCACAGACUCUGGAGGACAGCUUCCAGCAGCAGUUGGAGCAGCUGAGUGGGAUGGGCUUCCUGAAUAGUGAGGCCAAUCUGCAGGCCCUGAUUGCCACCGGCGGUGACAUCAGCGCUGCCAUCCAGCACCUGCUGGGCUCACAGCCCUCCUAGCCCCGCCCCGCCCUGCAGAGCAGAAACACACCUGCUUUAUUUUAAUUACAUCGGCAGGUGAGACUGGAUAGAAUUGCGCAAUUUACAUACACACACACACACACACACACACAAACACGUGUGCAAUUUAGACACAAAUAUAUGCACACACAGGUGCACUAUUCACACACGUGUGCAAUUCACUCACAAACACAUACAUAUGUGCUAUUCACUCACGUGCACACAAACACACAUACAUAUGCGCUAUUCGCACACGCACACAGGCAUACGCUACUCCGUCUCUCCCUGCUCAUUAGCCCCACUUGCUGGAAGUCACAGACACACUUGUGCUUAGAGCCUAAACUCUUUAGACUCCUUUAAAAUAAGCAGACAACUGCUGCAGAACCACGCUUGUUUGCACCAUGAUUUCACAGGCAUUAACCGAGCCUUAAACACAGACAGCCAUAUAUUUAUUCACCUGUUACGCUGGUUUACACUUACGCCUGGGUAAGAGAAGUUAAACGUGUUAAGCUGCAGGCAGACCUGCGUAGGUCACUCAGAUACUCACAGGAAGGUUUGAAUGGGCUGCUUCUUUGCACUCUGCUGAUUGGAUGGUGUAAAAGCACAUCUGCACAUCUAUUGGACGAGGUAUUAAAGCACGGCUGUGCUGAUUAGACAAGCCCUCAGGGGAUCACAGGGAACCUCCCCCUGCCGGAGUUUAGAAAUGUGUCAGAUGUGAAAAUCCUCUUUGCUUUUAAACUGCCUGUAUAAAGAACACGUGUCAUGUUAAUUGUAACAUCUUGAGUUUUAAGCUGCUUUCUUCUGUGUACAGGCAAAUAAAGUAUAGUGAAAAGA